Molecule: messenger RNA, 486 nt
Organism: Fonsecaea monophora
Lineage: Eukaryota; Fungi; Ascomycota; Eurotiomycetes; Chaetothyriales; Herpotrichiellaceae
Exons: 1
Coding region: 1-486 (161 amino acids)
Source: RefSeq, a predicted model, not a curated record
AUGGUUGUGGGGGAGGGUGUCGGUGAGGAGGUUUGUGAAGAUGGCGAUGGAGAAGAGGUGGGUGUGAUGAAAAUCACCGAGUCGGAGAAGGAGAAUGACGAUGAGGAUGAGGAUGAGAGGGCGGAAUUUGUUGAUAAUGUCGGUACUCGUGUUGUCGAUGUCGAUGACGAUGGUGAUGCUGUUCCUGUUGCUGUUGCUGAAACACUCGCACUCGCACUCCCGCUACUCGACGCCGUCACGGAUGAUGACGAUGCCGUUGACACGACCGUCGUAUCCACCGAAGAAAUCGACGCUGUCGUCGUCGACGACGAUGAACCGCCCACAUCAGCACCCGUGUUGUUAUACAACGUCAAGAGCACAAUGUCGCCGUUCGCGUCGACGAGUUGUCUCUUACCAAGCCUCGUCGGGGGAGGAAAACGGGCCACCCCUCCACAUUUCUGCGCAGGAUUGCCCGGACACGUCGUGUUACAUGCCGAAUCCGGGUAG